This is a messenger RNA of Salvia hispanica, 998 nucleotides long. RefSeq names its product bax inhibitor 1-like. Lineage: Eukaryota; Viridiplantae; Streptophyta; Magnoliopsida; Lamiales; Lamiaceae. The record is from RefSeq and is a predicted model, not a curated record. Gene Ontology annotation, cellular component: membrane.
GUCUGCAUCUUUAAUUCAAUUUAUUUCAUCAGAUCAAAAAGCAACGACUCUCUCAAGACGAAGAUAAGCUAAAUCAAUGGAUUCGUUUUCUUCCUUCGUCGAUUCGCAAUCCUCCUCUCGUAACAGAUGGAGUUAUGAUUCGCUCAAGAAUUUCCGCCAGAUUUCUCCCGUUGUUCAAACACAUCUUAAACAGGUGUAUCUCUCUCUAUGUUGCGCAUUGCUGGCAUCGGCAGUUGGUGUUUAUCUCCACAUUCUUUGGAACGUGGGUGGAAUUCUCACUCUUCUUGGAUGCAUGGGCUGCAUCUUUUGGCUGCUAGCUACUCCAUUUCACCAAGAGAAAAAGAAAGUAUCCCUUCUCAUGGCAGUUGCGCUCCUUGAAGGAGCCUCGAUUGGUCCUCUGGUUAAACUGGCCAUUGAAUUUGACCCAAGCAUUUUGGUUAGUGCUUUUGUUGGUUGUUCUCUGGCCUUUGGUUGUUUUUCUGGAGCUGCAAUGGUUGCUAGGCGUAGAGAGUACUUGUACCUUGGUGGUCUGCUUUCUUCCGGUCUCUCCAUCCUACUUUGGUUGCACGUUGCAUCCUCAAUUUUCGGUGGUUCCAUGGCCCUAUUCAAAUUUGAGUUGUAUUUUGGACUGUUGGUGUUUGUGGGCUACAUCGUAGUUGAUACCCAGGAUAUAAUUGAGAAAGCACACUUGGGAGACCUGGACUAUGUGAAUCAUUCUCUUACCUUGUUUACUGAUUUUGUUGGUGUCUUUGUACGAGUUCUUAUCAUUAUGUUGAAGAAUGCAUCUGAGAAAGAAGAAAAGAAGAAGAAGAGGAGGGACUGAGUUAUCCCGAAAUUGGAGAGAAGAUGAACAGGGUUCUUCUUGGAAAUAACACUUGUCUAUAAAACUUGGUGUUUUUUGGUUGGUAAAUUAGGUUACUACUUAGUUCUGCGUCCAGUACAUUGAAAUGGUUUAUGGAUACUUGACUUUUGAUGAUGGAUUAUGUUUGGUUUUGAAA